Myodes glareolus (Bank vole) is the source of this 1131-nucleotide messenger RNA. RefSeq names its product Josephin domain containing 2 (gene Josd2). Gene Ontology annotation, biological process: protein deubiquitination. Gene Ontology annotation, molecular function: cysteine-type deubiquitinase activity. Lineage: Eukaryota; Metazoa; Chordata; Mammalia; Rodentia; Cricetidae. The record is from RefSeq and is a predicted model, not a curated record.
UCGCGAGAGCCAUAGUUACUACAUUUCCCAGAAACCUCUAGGCAGCAGUGGCCUUUGGGGGUACAUGAGAACUGGCUACGUGUUCCGAUGGGAAUUGUAGUUCCGCGCUGCAGCGCGUCCCCAGUGAACUUCCGGUCUGUGCGUCCGAUUUAGGCGCCCCGUGGAGGCCUUCGGGAAUCGCAGUCCGGAGCACACAGGUCGCCGGGAGCUGUAGUCCGUCCCGUCUGCCCAGUCAGCGUGGUACCACCCGACGGCUGCCCAGGGAAUGCAGAAACGGACGGUUCCAGGGAGCAGAGAGGCUGACGGGGUGACGGGAGAGAGCACUGGUUAUUGACGAGGGGAAGUCUUCCGUUGCCAGGCGACCAGAAGAGACCCUGUUACCCAGAGACGGGAAAGGAGGAGUCCUCCAUUACUAGCAGGAGCCGAGGAGGGUAUGUCUCAGGCCCCGGAAGCGCGGCCGAGCCCACCCUCAGUGUACCACGAACGGCAGCGACUAGAGCUGUGCGCCGUCCACGCUCUCAACAACGUCCUCCAACAGCGGCUCUUUAGCCAGGAGGCUGCAGACGAGAUCUGCAAGAGGCUAGCCCCAGACUCCCGGCUGAACCCCCAUCGCAGCCUCCUGGGCACUGGCAACUAUGAUGUCAACGUGAUCAUGGCUGCCCUGCAGGGCCUGGGCCUGGCCGCUGUGUGGUGGGACAGGAGGAGACCACUGUGCCAGCUGGCCCUCCCCAAGGUGCUAGGCCUGAUCCUGAACCUACCCUCUCCUGUGUCGCUGGGGCUGCUGUCCCUGCCCCUGCGCCGCCGGCACUGGGUGGCCCUGCGCCAGGUGAAUGGCAUCUACUAUAACCUGGACUCCAAGCUUCGGGCACCUGAAGCCCUGGGGGAUGAGGACGGUGUCAGGGCCUUCCUGGCAGCUGCUCUGGCCCAGGGACUGUGCGAGGUGCUAUUGGUGGUGACCAAGGAGGUGGAGGAGGCCGGCUGCUGGCUGCACACAAGCUGACCCAGUGCCUGUGAACCACUGCCUGCUACCACAGUCCUGAGUGUCCAGUGCCUAGGAGGGGCCUGCGCCCUGCCCUGAAGUUCCCCCCCCCCAUCACUGCUGCCUCAAUAAAACUGCUCUUUUGCUAUCUA